Messenger RNA from Eurytemora carolleeae, 360 nucleotides. RefSeq lists its product as uncharacterized. The transcript is spliced from 6 exons. NCBI's taxonomy places the organism in Eukaryota, Metazoa, Arthropoda, Copepoda, Calanoida, Temoridae. The record is from RefSeq and is a predicted model, not a curated record. Bases 16 to 342 code for a protein of 108 amino acids.
GAUGACUCCCACAUUAUGGUUCAGAUAAAGAUUUUCAAAAUGGACGACAUCAAGGCACCAACUGCUUGGAGAAGGCCAAGGUCCAAGGUGUAUGAUUACAACCAAGUCUACGGUGGAAGUUAUUAUCAGCCAAUGAUAGAUUACCUCAAUACAAAGGAGAGACAAGGCCCAUAUUUUGAACGUCCUUCUGAACGUGUUAAUCUGCCCGAUCAAGCUGAAAUCAAUUCAACUACUCUCAUGGAAGGACCCCAGCCUUGUGGAAAUCCUAACGUGUCCAAGUAUUUGACCAAGGCCUAUGCUCAACAAAUUAAAGAACAAAAUGUAGCGACAGGUAAAAUCUAACAUGAUUUAUUUUUAAAU